Paramacrobiotus metropolitanus is the source of this 3832-nucleotide messenger RNA. Its product is annotated as DNA polymerase delta catalytic subunit-like. Gene Ontology annotation, cellular component: delta DNA polymerase complex. Gene Ontology annotation, biological process: nucleotide-excision repair, DNA gap filling; DNA-templated DNA replication; base-excision repair, gap-filling. Gene Ontology annotation, molecular function: DNA binding; 3'-5'-DNA exonuclease activity; nucleotide binding. The transcript is spliced from 9 exons. The record is from RefSeq and is a predicted model, not a curated record. Lineage: Eukaryota; Metazoa; Tardigrada; Eutardigrada; Parachela; Macrobiotidae. The coding region runs from base 92 to 3628 and encodes 1178 amino acids.
AAACGUCCCAUAAAUUCGGGGGGAUUCGACAUUCCAGACUGCCACGCCUUUUCCGAUUAAAACACCCUUCCUACGGCAGUCACAUGAAUAAAUGGUAUUUGUAAUGUUUAAUUCCGGGAACCGCGGUCGCGGUCGUAGCGUUACAAAUGCGCUGGGAUCCAACCGAGGCCGAGGAGCGAGCAGCUCCUUCAACGGAGGCCGCGGAGGAUUCAACUCGUCAUCGAGCGCAGGCCGCGGAAAUGCUCGCGGGGGGCGAGGAUCCGGUGGAAAUGCGAACGGGACGCCUGCUUUCUUAACCCAGUAUACGAAAUCGAUGCCGCUUUCCAAACAAAACAGUGUGGAAGAUGAUGAGGAGAUGGAUUACGAUGCGUUCCAGGAUGACUUCGAUGUCGAUAUGCCUGAUGAUGACAUGGUAUCUGGCGAUUCCUUGACUGCUCCAGAUCAGGGAACGGAUUCACUCGAUGGGGCACUGUCGAAGGCGUGGGGCCGUCCUCAGGUUGCCGAGAUUGAUCCGAGCCGCGACACUCUGGUGUUUCAGCAGGUGGAAGUCGAUCACACCAUUGAACACGCGGUGCCCGGCCUUUCCAGUUUUCAGGGCCAGGGUCCCGUGAUUCGCUUGUUUGGCAGCACGAUGGAUGGACGCAGUGUACUCUGCCAUGUUCAUGGGUUUCACGCUUACUUUUACGUACAAAUUCCGGAUGAUAUCGAACCGGCCAAAACCUUGCAGUACAGCAAACAGUUUCAUACGGAUCUGAAUAGGCGGUUGAUGCAAGAAAGCACCGUAUCCCGCGCACUCAGCUCUGGAUCGCAAGGAGUUGCUUCCGGUGUGGCUGUGAUUCAAACGGAAGUCGUGAAAAAGCAGGAUUUAUAUGCCUAUCAUGGUGGUACCAACGAAAUGAGAAAUUUGAAGCGAUUCCUCAAAGUUAUCGUGGCACAACCGCGAUUUAUAGCACCGGCGAGACGAGUGCUGGAAGACGGCUCUUUUGGUCGCGUGUUUGUAACGUACGAGAGUAACGUGGAGUUUGAAAUUCGCUUCAUGGUGGAUGCUGAAGUAUACGGCUGUAACUGGAUUGAGUUACCCGCAGGAAAAUAUAAAACUCGAACGACCUCCAGCAAAUUUAGUCCAGAAUUUCAAAGUGGAAAGGCUACAGUAUCGCGCUGUCAGAUCGAAGUGGACGUCAAGUGGGAAAACAUGAAAUCUCAUUAUCCGGAUGAUGAGUGGAGCGAUAUGGCGCCUUUCCGUAUCCUCAGCUUCGAUAUUGAAUGCGCCGGCAGGAAAGGAAUUUUCCCGGAGCCAAAUUGCGAUCCUGUCAUACAGAUUGCAAGUAUGGUGCAGCGAAAUGGGGAAAAGGAACCCUUUAUCCGUACUGUUUUCACACUGAAGAAAUGUGCGCCCAUUGUUAACUCCAAGGUAGUUUGCUUUGAAACCGAGGAAGAUCUCCUGGACAAUUGGGCAACAUUCGUCCGUCUGGUGGAUCCGGAUAUCGUUACCGGUUAUAACAUCCAAAAUUUCGACUUUCCGUAUUUAAUAGAUCGUGCUGCCCACUUAAAGCGCAGUAGAUUCCCAUUUCUCGGGCGUCUGAAAAAUACCGUCACGCGUGUCCGCGAAGUUCAGCUGCAAUCCAAGCAAAUGGGUGCUCGCAAGAACAAGUUUUGCAACAUCGAGGGACGAGUGACUUUUGAUUUGUUGCAAGUUCUUCUGCGGGAUUACAAGCUCCGCUCGUACACCCUUAAUGCCGUGAGCUACCACUUCCUGCAAGAGCAAAAGGAGGAUGUGCAGCACUCCAUCAUUACGGACCUGCAGAACGGGAAUGAGCACACGCGCCGACGCUUGGCAGUGUAUUGUUUGAAGGAUGCCUGGUUGCCGUUAAGGUUGAUCGACAAGCUGAUGAGCUUGGUAAAUUAUAUGGAAAUGGCCAGAGUGACCGGAGUACCGCUGUCCUAUUUAUUAGCACGAGGACAACAAGUCAAAGUGGUGUCGCAGCUGCUUCGAGCAGCAGCAAAAGAAGCCUACGUGAUGCCUGCCAGACAUGUUCAAACUGGCGACGAAUUCACCGGUGCUACUGUGAUUGAACCAAAAACUGGAUACUAUACGAAGCCUAUCGCCACGUUGGAUUUUGCUUCACUGUAUCCGUCCAUCAUGAUGGCGCACAAUCUGUGUUAUACUACCCUGAUUGAAAAAGGAAAACUGGCUGAACUAAAUCUUUCGCCCGAUGAAUUCAUUAAAACCCCGUCCGGGGAUACGUUUGUGAAGGCCACCGUGGUCAAAGGAUUAUUGCCAAAGAUUCUGGAGAACCUGCUGGCUACACGGAAAAAAGCUAAAGCCGAUCUAGCCAAAGAAACCGAUCCGUUGCGGAAGAAAGUGUUGGAUGGAAGGCAGUUGGCGCUGAAAAUCAGCGCUAAUUCUGUUUAUGGAUUUACAGGCGCACAGGUCGGAAAGUUGCCAUGUUUGGAAAUUUCCGGUAGUGUAACAGCAUUUGGACGUUACAUGAUCGAGGAAUCCAAAAAGCAUACCGAAGAGCACUUCACAAAAGCCAAUGGUUUUGCUCACGAUGCAGAAGUCAUUUAUGGUGACACAGACUCGGUCAUGGUCAAUUUUGGAGUGGACACGCUGGAAGAAGCCAUGAAGCUAGGGCGCCAAGCAGCGGAUAUCAUCACGCAGAAGUUUGUUAAACCUAUCAAGUUGGAUUUCGAGAAGGUGUAUUUUCCAUAUCUGCUCAUUAACAAAAAGCGGUAUGCGGGAUUGUACUUCACCAACACUGAAACUCACGACAAAAUGGAUUGCAAAGGUAUUGAAACCGUUCGCCGCGAUAAUUGUCCGCUCGUGGCCAAUUUGAUCGACAUGUGCCUGCAAAAGCUUCUGAUUGAUAAGGACAAAGAGGGUGCAAUCUCGUAUGCUAAACAGACCAUUUCGGAUCUGCUAUGCAACCGAGUGGAUAUAUCUCAACUUGUGAUUACCAAAGAAUUAACGAAGAAAGACGGCGAGUACAAAGCGAAACAGGCUCACGUCGAACUGGCUCACCGGAUGCAUAAACGCGAUGCCGGCUCGGCACCUAAUCUGGGCGACCGUGUGCCGUACGUAAUUAUUGCCGCCGCCAAAGGCACACCGGCCUUCGAGAAGUCUGAGGAUCCCAUCUACGUUCUGGAGAAUAAUAUCCCCAUCGAUACGCAAUAUUAUCUGGAGAAUCAGCUGUCCAAACCUUUAGUGCGCAUCUUCGGGCCCAUCCUGGGCAGCGAAGACAAGGCGGAGUCUGUGCUGCUGCGCGGCGACCAUACCCGGACGAAGACGAUCGUUACGUCGAAGGUGGGGAAAUUAUCGGCGUGGACGGUGACCAGGGCGUCAUGUAUCGGCUGUAAGGCGGUGUUGAAGGACGAACGCGAGGCCUUGUGUGAACACUGCAAGAAGAACGGUGGCGAGAUUUAUCAGAAUCAGAUAGCUGAUUUAUGUCAGAUGGAGGAGAAGUACCAUUCCAUGUGGGUGCAGUGUCAGCGCUGUCAGGGGAGUUUGCAUCAGGAUGUCAUCUGCACCAAUCGGGAUUGUACGAUUUUCUACAUGCGGAAAAAAGCGCAGAAGGAGUUAGAAGAGCAGGGGAAGAUAGUGCAACGGUUUGAUUAUGGAGAAUGGUAAUUGGAAUUUACAAAAUGCCGAUGAUGUGUACGUAUUGACGAUAAUAUGGCUCCUUCCUGUUUUUUUUUUGUUUAAUAUUCCGCUUUACGGUAUUGAAGGAUAGACUGCUCCUUUGAAAUUGUAAUGUUGUUUAUUUUGUCAUACAGUAUGAUGCAUGACAGUAUUUGCUUCUCACUUUUUUAUCAUGUAAAAAUUUCCUCUUUA